AUUGAUCCCGCAGGGUUAAAGCCUGCGCGUAGGAACCCCCAACAAGCGCGCGCAGUUCCUACCAUCCCCAAUCCACAAGGAUCAGCCCUCCAAGUCACUCGACCAAAACAAAUCAGUCGAGCCAGCCAUGAAGUAACCACCGGGACGUGUGUCCUCUCGCCCCUCGUACGCGCACUCAAUAUGAGUCCUGGAUUGGGCCACGAUUCACUAGGAAGUCACAAUAACACAUUCGUUGCUACGGCUGGUCUAUGUCUAUGGCAACAGCCUCAGCACGUCCUAUUUCAACUGGCGAACUGCUGUUUCGCCCUGUCCUACUCAGCACCUUCAUCGAAGAAGGGAAUACUCUUCAUGCAUUCACUCCUCAUAAUCGGUUUCAUACUGCUCUCCGGAUGGGCUUGGCACGUCAUCUGCGCUCCUGACAUAUUCUCCUGGAACUUCUCAUUCCUUCUGCUUAACAUCUGUCAACUAGUCUACAUCGUUUAUCAGAUGCGACCGGUGAGGUUCGAUCCGGAGCUCGAGGAGGUCUAUCACACCCUCUUCUUCCCCUUCAAGGUAUCACGGAUGCAGUUUAAAAGACUGGUGUCUCCGGAGUUCGCAACAAUAAUGUCACUCCACGCCGGCGAAGCCUACGCAAUGCAAAACUUGACACGCACUGAUAGACUAGGUCUCUUGCUGAGUGGAAAAGUCAAUGUUCUGAGUGAAACUAAUUUCCUUCAUCCAAUACUGCCAUGUGAAUUCCUAGAUUCGCCGGAGUUUGAGAGCUCUCGAGCGUCCGUUGAUGAUAAGUUCAAAGUUUCGAUUGUCGCAGCAAGUUCAUGCAGAUACUUAUACUGGCAGAGAUCAGCACUGGAGUAUCUCCUGGUGAAAGAGGCAUAUCUAGCGACUGUGUUGACGACCCUCGUUGCGAGGGACAUUGCAACCAAGUUAUAUGCCAUGAAUAGUAAGAUAGUCACGGAUAAAGGAUCGCACCUGGACAUAAGAUUGCCAUCGAUAAGUGCUGGCAUCGGUGUCAGUUCGGAGUACCGGAGUCCACGGGCCUCGAGGCAAGCGCUGAUUCGGCGGAAAGAUGCGAAACACGCUGCGAAUAAUGUAGGUGGCGCUAAACCAAAAGAUCGACCAGUCAAUAACCUCACAAAACUGGGCGCCCCAAACAUGGAACCACUACCAGAACUGCCGUCUUGCGAUGAUUUAGCAUCGAGUGGAGUCGAAAGCUGGCUCGACUCCUCAAGCAAAUACCACAGCUGCGAAAUCGUCGAUGAGGAGUGAAUCGAGAACAUCAGGAAUACGAGAUAACUGUUUCAUUCACACUGUCUUCCUGAUUAUUUUUUUACACGAUUCAGCCGGUGAACAUUGCGGCGUCACCGGAGUGUUGCACAUUUUUAAUGUUAAACGCAAUGUUGUGCAUCUUUUAUCACUUCUGUCAGUUGAUCAAUGAUAUAUACAGAUUAUAGCUAUGUUUUGAAUUUGUACCACCACGAGUUUUGAUUGAACUCGAUCCUUAGUAGAGAGUAUACACAAUUGUAUUAUUCCUGUUGUAAUAAACGUUUGAAUAAUAAA
This is a messenger RNA of Diachasma alloeum, 1557 nucleotides long. RefSeq names its product popeye domain-containing protein 3. The coding region runs from base 181 to 1266 and encodes 361 amino acids. Gene Ontology annotation, cellular component: sarcolemma. The record is from RefSeq and is a predicted model, not a curated record. Lineage: Eukaryota; Metazoa; Arthropoda; Insecta; Hymenoptera; Braconidae. Gene Ontology annotation, molecular function: cAMP binding. The transcript is spliced from 7 exons.